Messenger RNA from Erinaceus europaeus (western European hedgehog), 3098 nucleotides. RefSeq names its product microtubule associated protein 10 (gene MAP10). Gene Ontology annotation, cellular component: centrosome; mitotic spindle pole; mitotic spindle midzone. The record is from RefSeq and is a predicted model, not a curated record. Gene Ontology annotation, biological process: cytoplasmic microtubule organization; mitotic spindle midzone assembly; positive regulation of cytokinesis. Lineage: Eukaryota; Metazoa; Chordata; Mammalia; Eulipotyphla; Erinaceidae. The coding region runs from base 1 to 2898 and encodes 965 amino acids. The transcript has 2 exons. Gene Ontology annotation, molecular function: microtubule binding.
AUGAAUUUGCAGCAGCAGCAGCAGCAGUUUCACCACUUGGGAAACUUCCCUGAGCAGGCGGGCCUGAGCCUGAACCUGGGGGCGCCUGUUCAAAAUCCGUUAAGAGGGCGGGUACUGGCCGCGCCCGGUCUGUUCUCUCUCGCGAGAACCAAGGCGUUGGGCUUCUUGGCUUGUGAGUCUCCCGGAGAAAGUGCAAUGGCGCCGGGUAGGUGCGAGCGGCUCUUCUCGCUGGAGCUGGUCGUUGACUGGGUACGUCUUGAAAGCGGGCUGCCGCCUCCCGAAGUCGCAGUGGAGGCGGAGCGGGAGGCGGAGGCGGCGCCCCCGCAGAGUUCAUCUCGCCCCCUGCGGCCCGCCGUGGCCUUCCGCCUGCUGGACUUCCCCACGCUGCUGGUUUACCCUCCUGGCGGCCCGACUGCCCGCGCCCCGGAACCCCAGCCCGGGCUGUUCAGCUUUGGUCGCGGCAAGUCCUGUCUCUUCCGCUGGCACCCUGCCACCCUGCGCCGCCUGCUCCUGGGGACCCCGCUCUACACCAUGCUGUUGCACCUGCCUCCUGGGCACCCAACUCCUGCCCCGCAGCUUCUGGGCGCCUGCAGCAUCUCCCUGGGGAACUUGGUUCAUAGAGUCCUGGCUCGCACCUCUUCCAGCUGCACCCAGGGCCAUCGGGGCAGCUUCUCGCUGCACAAUGAAGUGGGCGAGCUCAUUGGGGAUAUCGCCUUGGCCUACCGCCUGGCUGACCUGGGAAGCACCUUGCUGGGUCAUCUUGAGCGUCCAGUCACUUCUGUGGCAGUUGGAGUGGAAGCAGUGGAACUGCAGAAAGCUCCAGAGGUCAGUUCAGAAAGCCAGCGGGGAAAACAGGCAGCCUCAGACUCAAACUCACUAGAUGCUGGUAAGCCGCUGGUAGCUUUAAAACCCCCAAAGAAGCUGAAAGAUUUGAAGGCAGUAGUUGUCCAGAGUGAGGCCAACUCUGCUAGUACUGGUUCUGUGGAGAAUGGGGUAGCCAGUGCUGCUAGUUCCCCAAAUCAGGACAUCAGAGAGCUGGACACUGAAACCAACAUAUUUUGCCCUCCUCCUCUGUAUUAUACUCAUUUGCCCCCUCCAAAGAUGCCCCCUUUACAGCAUAAAAUCACCAUUAAGCCACAAGUGAGUCUACCAGAGGAAUUUGAUGGUGCAUCAGUGGAAGAAAGACCUGCAAAUCCCCCAACACAUAGUAGUCAUCUAAAACAUACAAAUUGUACAGCACAGAGGACAACUCCCAUGCUUAUAAACCCUCCUCCACACGUACAGGAUGUAGGAGGAAGUAGUCAAACUAGUUAUCUUCCUCAAAGUGAACAAGAUAGAAUUAAUAUGAUAAGCCAGCUGCCUUUGCUAAAUGCUUUGUUGGUUGAGUUGUCUGUGUUAUACAACCAACCCAUGGCCAGUCCUACUCGUAUACAUCCUCACUUAUCCUGGUUAUAUAGAAGUGAGAAUAAGAAGUCACCAGAAUCUUAUGCCAAACCCACCUUUGAUUCUGCAAGGAAAGACAAACUCUCUACUGAUGGAAAUGAAAAGGCAGUGAGUCCUCAGUAUAAAGAAAAUCAAGUUGCAAAUCUAAAGAAAGGCAGAUACUUUAGAAAUAGUGGUAUAGUCCCCAACAGAGUCCCAAGAGGAAAGCUACUUUAUGGCUUAACAAAUACACUUAAACUUCGUUUAAAGCAAACAAACCCUGCUAUGUUGGUAGUCCAUGAAAAGAGAGAACAGUAUAGAAAAAUGCAAGCACAAAUGUUAGGUGCAAAACUCGGAAUUACAUCUUCCAAAAUUAAAGUAGUGAACUUUGCAAAACAUCAGCAAGAGCACCAAAUGCCCAAAGAUCAGCAUUUAGAAUCAGUCGCAUCUUUUUCAGAAAUUCAAGAAUUCUCAGAGCAGACCAGUGGGGCUUUUGAUAAUCCCGGCUCAACUACAGAAACUAAACUGAACUGUGCAACUGAAAAGACAGUUGAUGGUGAGAGUAGUACCAAGAGUGGUGCACUGGAAGGAAGGAAGAAUCAAAGUAAUCCCACUGUCCCAGGAAGGCUUAUUCAUACAAACAGUCUGGGAGGAAAAGUAGAAAUGAAAGUCCAAAAUACACUUGUUUACCAACAGUUUGAAGAUGUUAGCCGAAUUGUAGUUGUUGAUAAGGAAAUAGAUGACAGGGAGAUUAAAAUCACUGAGUCUGACUUUCUUACUGCUGACAAGUGUGAAGAUAAGCCAUGUAAAAAUAGUUGCUCUGAAAGCAUAUCUGAACUAAACUAUUCAGAUGAUUUCACCAGCUCUUGCUACUUUGAAGAAUCUGAUACUAAUGAGGCUACUAGCAGAAUUCUACCAACUUGCAACAGCAGUCCCAGGGCUGGAGCCUCAAAGCAUAGUCAAUAUACACAUAAAUCUAGAGAAACAAGAUUGUCUACAAGAGAAACUAGCAGCGAAAAGAGCUCUUUUCUUAGCCCACCUUUUUCAAUUGGGUCACCAGUACACUCACAGAAAAGGUCACCUAUUGUAAUGAAGCUAGAUAGAAGUUUAGAGGAAUCAUCUAGUACCUCCAUAAAUGAUUUCUCUUCAUUACACUGGACUGAGAAAAAAGGAAACUCCAUAUCCCAAAAUAGUGUGCUUGGUUGUAAAAUCACAAAGAUGGAUAAAGAUAUUUCAGUUAAACUGGAAACAAGAACUGAUUGCAAGUCUUUAGAAAAAAGCCAGUCACUUCAGACAUCUCAAGUGAGUUCUUAUAUAUCAUCUAAUUUGACAGAACUAAAAGACAAUGACCUGGAUAGCAGUGUAUCAGAAAACUUUGAAGAAGACGAUGUUGAAAUUGGUUCACUAAAUAUAUCCAAGCAAUGCAAAGAUAUUUCUGACUUAGUAGUAAAUAAACUUCCAGGAUAUACAGUAUAAAUGUGUGAUUUUGAAAUAUAUUGAUUAUAUACUAAUAGAUUUUUGAAUAAUUCUUUUUUAAAAGUGAAAACUUGAUGUUCUGUUUGUUUAAUUAAUGCUAACCCAAUGAAUAUGACAGUAUUGAUCAUGAAACUACAAUAUUAUGUAGGCAAGAUUUAAUUUGUUGACUCUUAAAUGAAUAAAAUAUUUGUUUCCCCAAA